This is a messenger RNA of Penicillium soppii, 318 nucleotides long. Its product is annotated as benzoate 4-monooxygenase cytochrome P450. The transcript has a single exon. The record is from RefSeq and is a predicted model, not a curated record. Gene Ontology annotation, molecular function: iron ion binding; heme binding; monooxygenase activity. The coding region runs from base 1 to 318 and encodes 105 amino acids. NCBI's taxonomy places the organism in Eukaryota, Fungi, Ascomycota, Eurotiomycetes, Eurotiales, Aspergillaceae.
AUGGUGAAAAGCGAGUUCUACGAUAUCUAUGGAUCUGGUUUCGACUCACUGUGUAUUGGAUCGGAGCGCAAUCCGCAGGUUCAUUCCCGUAUGCGAAAAUCUUUGACCGCUGCUUUCUCGACCAAGGCUCUUGUUGAGCAGGAAUCGAUUGUGCAAAGCUGCAUAGAUCAGUUUAUCGACAAGCUAGGAGAGGAAGGUACCCAAGAAAAGGGAUUAAAUAUGACCAAGUGGUUUGAAAUGCUGGCAUUUGAUAUAUUGGGUGAGAUGGCAUUUGGGGAAACUUUUCAUUGCAUUCAAAAUGGCAAGUAUGGAGUGUAG